This is a messenger RNA of Cryptomeria japonica (Japanese cedar), 1944 nucleotides long. RefSeq names its product plant intracellular Ras-group-related LRR protein 1. NCBI's taxonomy places the organism in Eukaryota, Viridiplantae, Streptophyta, Pinopsida, Cupressales, Cupressaceae. The transcript has 5 exons. The record is from RefSeq and is a predicted model, not a curated record. Bases 213 to 1628 code for a protein of 471 amino acids. Gene Ontology annotation, molecular function: protein binding.
GUACUCCGUACCCAUUUUCUAUUAUUUUAUUUUCCGUACUUACGUUCCGCUUCGUUAUAAAUAUUGCCACUGAAUUCUACCACACCAAUAUCAUACAGGGAUUCGCCACGACAUAAAGCUCUGUCGAUUGCUCAACAAAUGUGUCAGGAACUAAUGGAAACAUAGUUGGAAAGGAUUUUAUUCGGAAUUUAGACUAGUUUUGAACCCUAAAGAUGACGGCUGGUAAUGAGCUGUUGGAGGUCGAAGGUCUGGGGAGCCCGCCGGAUGGAUCUCUGGUUGAAGAGUCGCGCCAAGCCCUGUCCCGUAUCAAUGAUGACCUAAGGCAGAAGCUCAACGCUAUUGAUGCUCUUUCUGCUCCUGCUACCGUCGAUAUUGCAAAAUGGCAGGAUUUAAAGGAAGCCAUGGAGUCUCAGACCAAAACUGAAGCAGAAAAGGAAAGCCUUUUGCAUAAGACCGUGAUUCAGCUUCACGACUUGCACCAAUUCUACGACGGUCUCCUAGUCGCUGGAAAAUCCCUAAGCGGAACACCUAAGAGCAAUAUAAAGCCAGAUGAGGAGAAGAAAUCGCCGGCACAAGAAACGGAGAAGAGAAUCGGAGCGGCGGUACAGCAAGUCAAAUCAAGCAUGGCGUCUACCGUGCUCGAUCUCAGCGGACUUAUGCUCCACAGCCUGCCAGAGACUCUGCAGAAAUUAUCCUCCUCAGUUGUCAAGCUUGAUCUCUCUAAUAACAACCUCGAGACGUUGCCUGAAGCUGUGGCGAGUCUUGUGAACCUCGCAAGUCUGGAUCUUCACUCAAAUCAAUUGACAUCGCUGCCGGAUUCGAUCGGACGCCUGGUGAAGCUCAAAGUUCUCAAUAUUUCUGGCAAUAUGCUAGCUGCACUGCCUGAUGGAAUAGAAGCCUGCUGUGCCAUGGAGGAGCUGAUUGCGGAUUUCAACCAGCUGACUCGGCUACCGGAAGGUCUAGGGUUCGAACUCGUGAACCUCCAGAGACUUUCGGUGCAUUCCAACAGGCUUAAUCGUCUCCCGUAUUCAACCUCACACAUGAUGCGUCUGCGUGUGCUGGAUGUUCAUCUCAAUCACCUCGGAAGUCUUCCUACAGAUAUGGAGAACCUCACAAAUCUCGAAAUCCUCAAUCUCAGCCAAAAUUUCAACUACCUUUUGUCUCUUCCGGAUUCGAUCGGUGGACUCAGCGCUCUGGUGGAGUUAGACAUCAGCUACAAUCACAUAAAAAUGCUGCCAAACUCCAUUGCUCGUCUGGAAAACUUGCAGCGUCUUAAGGUGGAGGGAAACCCCCUGAUUGAACCUCCUCCCUCAGUUGUGGAGCACAGCGUAGAAGCAGUGAAGGAAUACCUGGGAGAAAAGAUGAAGAUGCCAAGCAGAAAGGGAAAGAAGAGCUCAUGGCUGGGACAUCUUAUGCCGACCAAAUGGGGUAGACGUGGGGCAGCGAGUGGAAUGAAGAACAAUUCAAGAGUGCUUUCGUUGAACGAAGAAAAUGACUUAUCUUCUGCACGACCAGGUCAUGAUCUGCUCACUCCCCUGCGCUUAUUCACUCCGGGACGCACAUCUUCACCUUUUCGCGCUUUUGCCACCCCUCUUCGCCCUAAGCGCAAGACGUACGCGGCAAUCUAGAGGUCUUCCGGAUAAUUGAAAUAUUCCCUAUCGUUAAGCAUUUUUAACUUUUUCAUGCACAGUUACAGAUACUUAUUAUGUAUAUGUUAGUUAUACUGUGUAUUUGUCAUUUUUUAUGUAUAGCUUUCACUCUGCCUAAAUGAAUAUAAGGUGUGUGUACCGGCCGUAGGAAAUACGUUUUUAUACGGACUGUCAAUGGCUAAAAUAUCUUAAUUUCGAGACGUGGUUAAGAAUGGAAGUCGUUGGUAAGUCUUAUUUAAAGGAUUAUGGUUAAGAAUGGAAGUAGUUGGUAAGCAUCAUUUAAAUAAUUAAUUAA